Molecule: messenger RNA, 1717 nt
Organism: Pygocentrus nattereri (red-bellied piranha)
Lineage: Eukaryota; Metazoa; Chordata; Actinopteri; Characiformes; Serrasalmidae
Exons: 7
Coding region: 366-1475 (369 amino acids)
Biological process (GO): cellular response to lipopolysaccharide; regulation of transcription by RNA polymerase II
Source: RefSeq, a predicted model, not a curated record
CAGUCACAUCAAGAGCGUGAAGCCCUCACUGUGGAUUACAGAUCAAUAGAAACAAAGUCAUUGCUAGAACACUGGCUUUUCCCACAGCAGUUUGUGGAAGAUUACCUUGUUACAUAACGAGGCAGUAAAGGCCGAGACCCUGAGCGCUGCCGAACGCUGCUUUUCGAGCUACUUCCUAUUUUGUGAUGUUUUGCAUGAGAGCGUAAGAGGCUUAUUUUUGGACUUCCUGCUCAGAUACUGAGUGAAUUUAAAUUCAGCCUUUUUUGUUUAUUUGUCUGACUCGCGUCUGGUGACAUCGUUUGGAUACUCGCUUGUGUGGACGCAAGUUUUAAUUGGCAGAAUAAAUCAGAGUAAGGGAGCGGACCAUGGAUGGGAGCUCAUUAUCUUCUCUGUCAGAAGAGGAAUCUUCAACCAAGCAGCAUUCCCUCCCCGAGGACGCAAACGAACAGAGGACUUCAAUUGACUCAGGACAGGUGGAGGAUUUGGCCCAGGGUGAGAGGCUCCUGUCGGGGGAGGAGCAGCUGACCCUCAUCACAGAGAGCAUGUCCGUCACCUCUGCAGACGAGGAGAAGCUUCAGCUUCUCAACAAAAACACAGAGCUCCGCAGACUCAACAAGGAGCUGAUGAAACUAAAUGAGGACUGGGACCACAUCUACCGCAGCACCAGCGCAGGCCUACAGCAGCGGGUGGCUGCUCUAGAGCAGGAAAACUCAGCCCUCAAGCAGCUGAACAACAGACUCCUGCUCAAAGUAGAGCAUGAACAGAAUAAAAGUGAGUAUUAUGAACACACCUUGAUGCAGGAGCUAAAGAAGAAUCAGCAUCUUCAAGAGUACAUCCGCCUCCUGGAGAGCCGUCUGCACCGCACCGACACGCUGAAAGACUGGGCCUUGGGGACGCAGAAUUCAUCAGCAGUUAUCACACCUCCGGAGGCUCAUCACCUGGAGCGAACCUCUAAGCCCCCCACGGGCUUAGUGUCCACCCCGGGGCUCCCCACCUCCACAGGCCCGCUUUCAGAGUCCCGCCAGAGGAACAGGUCCGGCCGAGAGGUCCCCGAAAACCACAGCAGACAGACCAGUGCCUUCAAAGAGGUGCAGGACCUAAAAGAGCAGCUGGAGGCCUUGAGGUGUCAGACUAAAAUCUACGAGGCUGACUACAAGACAGAGCACAAGGACCAUGAACGCAUGCUCCAGGAGAACAAGAGGCUACGGCGGCGAGAGGGAGAGAUGCGCCAGCAGAUGGUGCUGUUGCAAGAGCAGCUGAAGGUGUACGAAGAUGACUUUCAGAAAGAGCGCUCAGAUAAGCAGCUGCUGCAGAGGCUCCUCCUGAAGAAAGCUCCAGGUGGGAAGGACCCCGUGCUGGUGCACCGCUGCAACAACGACCAGGAGAAACCUCACGGGGAGAGGAGGAAGGGACGAGACGAGCAGAGAGGAGCUUACGUGUGCCCCAAACACUGUGAACGUCACGGACAGCUUUAGUCGCCCACAGGAAUAUAAUGGAAUCUCAGUAGAAGCUACACAUUAAACAUCUUACUGCCUUUAUAAACAUUCAACUGUAUUUAUUUGACACUUUAGCUUAUGUUUUACACCUUUUUCUUGCACUUCUUCUUCUUUUUCGUGUACCUUUUGUACCCAAACAGACAUGCACAGGCAUUUUUGUUUGAUUAAAAAAAAGAAAUGUAAUUGAAUCUGAAUAAAAGCUAUUUUUGUACACUAUAAAA